Messenger RNA from Pistacia vera, 879 nucleotides. Its product is annotated as putative B3 domain-containing protein At1g78640. Lineage: Eukaryota; Viridiplantae; Streptophyta; Magnoliopsida; Sapindales; Anacardiaceae. Gene Ontology annotation, molecular function: DNA binding. The record is from RefSeq and is a predicted model, not a curated record. The transcript has a single exon. The coding region runs from base 1 to 879 and encodes 292 amino acids.
AUGGUCACUCCACUACCAGCAUUACCAAAUAGUUUGAAGGGUGGCAUAUCUUCGGAACAGAAGCGAGAGAAGCUAUCUUCAAGAAUGGGUUCAAGAAAGGAGACUCAAAAACAAACUUCCAAGAAACAAAAGCUAGUCACCUCUUUUAAUGAAAUAGUGACACCCAUGAUGAACUGUAAGAACUACAACAGCGAACAAGAAUCUGAAGAAAGAAGUGAAAUUUCAACAGAGUUCAAUGUUGUUCAUCAAAGCAAAAUCAAGAAGCGGAAAACAAGUGACACCAGCCUCUCGUCGACGAAGAGCACUCAAAUUUCAACACAACUCAUGUUGUUUGAUGACACUUGGCCUAUCGCAAACAUGCCAGUGGCUAAAGAACACUUUGAAUUUGAGGGAGUGGGACUUAAAAAGAAAAGAGAGAUGGCCAACCCCAAGAAAAUAGCAAUGAUGAAAUAUUACAGUCGUGAAGAGGAAGAAGAAGAGAGACUGAAGGGAGUUUCUACCAAACUAACUCUCUACACUGAUCCAUGGAAUAUAAAGAAGAGGCUAACACCAAGUGAUCUGGGUUAUCUGUGCAGGCUUUUGCUGCAAACAAGUUUGGUGGACAAGUAUGUUUUGCAAUACCUGAGUAGUGAAGAGAUUAAUAAGGUUCAGAGUAAAGAGGGUUUGAGAGUUAUGAUGUGGGAUCAAGAUACUGAAUCCCAGCACUCUUUGAUUCUGAAGAAGUGGUCAACUUCAAAGAGCUACGUUUUAAUUGAUGGAUGGGGUCAGAAAUUCGUAAACCGAAGGGACUUGAGAGCAGGAGAUGAUAUUGGUUUAUAUUGGGACCCUUAUACUUCAAGAUUUAAUUUUCAUGUCAUUCAACGAGCUGCCUCACAGUAA